Molecule: messenger RNA, 1522 nt
Organism: Symbiodinium sp. CCMP2456
Lineage: Eukaryota; Dinophyceae; Suessiales; Symbiodiniaceae
Source: the annotation of a GenBank genome assembly
GAUCCUGAGGAAGCCACCGCAGGAGACCAACAAGGCUGCUUGCACGCACGUGAAGUUCAAGGAUUUGACCCAGGACAAUAUCAACAAAAUGUUUCGAGUCCCCACGGCCCCAAAGCAGCUGCAGGAAGAAACCACGGAUGCUGCGCCUGUGGCUACGCAGACCCAGAAGACCAUCCAUUGGAGCAUGCCUGAGGCUGGCCUGGUGACGGUGCGGGAUACGUAUGGGGUGAAGUUCAAGGAGGUCCCAUGGUGGGAUGGAGCAAAGGCUGGUUUCUAUUUUGGCACGUGGACUCACGAUGACGGCAGGGUCUUGCUCGGCUACGUGUCGGACAGGGGUGUUAUUCCUUGCUCAGCCUUCCUAGGCAAGAAAACCAAUCGCAUCUACACGACUCGGGAUGGAAUCCUGGGCUAUCAUCAUGAUGUUGGCCCGUCUGCCAUCAAGACCGACAGUCUUAUUGAUCAGGAAGUGCGGAAGCUCGGGUGGGGCGUCUCGAUCUGCCCUGAGCCAUGCAGCUCCUUCGGGCCCCAGCAGCCGGAGCCGGAGCCGACGUGUCCAGAAGACCUCCCUUCUGCAAAGCUCCAGCAAGCACCGUCCGUGGAUGAUGAAGAGGAGGCCUACACCCUCCGGGCGGCGACGAUGAUGCUGAACCGUCUGAAGAAAAACAAGGGACGUUUGUCUGCGCUGGGUGACAAACUCAAAAGCAUGGUUCUCUCAGACGAUCCCGAGGUCACCAAAAAUCUGAAAUCACUCAUCAUGAAAAACAAUGGUAACCUUAAGGAGGUGGAGCUUCAGAGCCAGGACAUCGUCGAAAGCAAUGUGGAAAGCUUGUAUGGCUCAGAUGCGGAGGCAGUGAUUAUGCACAAGCGAUCCCGUGGAGAAGUCCAGGCUGACAGCAAUGUUCCGGGAGGUGAACUGUAUCUGGUGGAACAGAGCAGAAGUGAUACCACCAACGAGACGAAGAAACGUCGGAUCACUACGUGCUCGAUUCCUCCGCCUGCAACUGCACAACGACCUGCGCCCGUGCCCGUGUCGCCAGUUGCCGGAACACCGAUGGCUGUGCCAGCUCUGCCCUCGUCGGGGGAGUCGAUGAAAUCGACAAACUCUUCAUGUGGUUCCGCAGGCUCGGAGCAAGCUGCGGCUACACCUGAUCAUGAAGAGACGCCGAUCGAGAAGCCGAAGGUGAAGGCGAAGGCGAAGCCAAAUGCGAAACGGCAAAAGGUGGAGCCGACGACCCCGUUGGAGAAGGGACGCGAUCUGAAGGAUAAGCUUCUGAAGAAGGUGACCAGCACCACGGCACUCGAAACCCAGCUGGCGAGCGUGCCUUUUGCCGACAAGUUGCUCGACGAGAUCAAAACCGAUCUGGAAGCGGCCUACCUUCCCUACGUGAGGGCUCAUCUUGAGCAUUUGAAGAUUUUCGCGGGCCAUGAGACCGCCGCUGAAGCCUUGGUGAAGUCACAAAAGCCGAAGCCGGCGAAAAAGGCGAAAGCCAAAAGCAAGCCGGUUGAGGAAACUGGCGCCUAA